AUGUUUAAAUUUAUUUCAAUCAGAGUAGAUGAAGUGACCCACUCGUCUAUAUAGCCCAUCCCACUAUAUAGAUUUCUUUAUCGAACAAAAUGUAAUGUACUGUUGAACUACUAAGGCAGAUUCUCUCAAAGAAAUGAGCUGGCUGUUAUAAAGGUGUGCUUAAAAAGUGAUAUUCCAAAAAAUUGUUGGGCAAGUGUGAAAAAAGUCGACAAUAAGUAGUACGCAAAUUUUUAAAAUGGCUUUAUUAUUAAAUUAAUUUUAAAUUUAAGUUUAGACUGGAGACAAUAAAUAUAAAACAUUAUUGUCUAUUUAAAAAUCUGUCCUUCCCAAAAAAGCAACUAUAUCGAUAAUUUGUUAAUUUUUAAACCCAUUUAAAUUUGCUAAAGAGUGUUAUAUGAAUCAUUAAGAAUUUCAUAAGAAAUAAUUAGCGUUCAAUACAAACUUUGGCUUUAUAGAGCAAGCGAUCAUAAUAACUUGGCAUUAUUCAUUUAAAAAUUUAUCCUUCCGCAACAAAAAAAACACUUGAUCAAUAAGUUUUUAAUUUUUUAAGUCUAUUUAUAUUUGCUAACAAGUAUUAAUAUGAGCCACUAAAAACUUCACAAAGAACAAAUAGCGUUCAAUACAAACUUGGCUUUUAUAGAGCAUGUGAUUAUAAUCAAAUUGGCAUUGCUUAUUUAAAAUCUAUCCUUCUGCAAAAAAGUAAAACGAUCAUAAGUUUUAAAUCUAUUUAAAUUUGCUAGCAUAUUAUAUGAGUUAUUAAGAACCUCAUAAAGGAGUAAGAUAUUAAUCAAUCCUAAUUGGGGUAUCUUAAAUUUUAAAUUAAUUUAAUAAUAAAGCCAUUUAAAAAUUAGUGUGUUUACUUUGUCAACUUUUUUCACACUUUUCACCAUUUUUUGACAUGUCACUUUUUAACACUUCCUGGUAUAGAGAUUCAGUUCAUCUCUCUGAGAGAGUCUGUCUUAGUCGUUCAACCAUUCAUUGCAUUUUGCUCGAUAAAAAAAUCUAUAUAAGGGUAUGGCUAUAUCAAUAUCAUGGACUAUAGACUUACAAAUCAAGCCAACUAAAUUUCAAAUUAACGUCAAGAAGCAUACAAAACUACUAGUAGACCUUGGUACUAUAGAAGCAUCUAAAGCUGCAACUGGCUACACACUAAUAAACCUUUCACCUUCCACACUUUAUGAAAUAAAGGUAGCUCCUGCAAUAAAAAGCAAAACCCUUUCAUGAUCCCUACCUGAAGUAGUUAUGACUCUAAAUCCUCCAAAUAGGGACAUUUUAGUAACUUCUGAAAGGCUAGUACAAAAAGAAUCUAACGAACUAAGAGAAAUCCUGAUGGCAAGGCGCAGCAGAAACUGGAAUGAUUUUACAAAAAAUUCCUACAAGUUUUGUGUGCCACGAGAAUUGAGUGAAGUAAGACUUAAACGAGUGCUAUUAUGAGGAGAAGCUAUGACUGUACUAGAAGAAAAUGGGUAUGGCUUGAAUGAUGAUCAUUUUUUAGGCCCAAUAUAUAAAAACUAA
Blepharisma stoltei is the source of this 1515-nucleotide messenger RNA. NCBI's taxonomy places the organism in Eukaryota, Ciliophora, Heterotrichea, Heterotrichida, Blepharismidae. The record is from the annotation of a GenBank genome assembly.